AGCAAAGAUUUGGAUAACUCUAAUAUCUUGCUUGAUUUGGUAUAAUAAAUAAGAUAACUAGUACAUAAUUAUAGAUGACGAGUUAAUCUUCCCCACCUAAAAUUCUACCCGGAUAUAUCUCUGUUUUUUUUUUCAUUCCAAUAAAAACUUAUUAACAAAAUAACAAUUUCAACCUCAAAAUAAAUACCUCCACCAUAAAUUACUCACAAACGGUUAAACUUAACACUAUUUUCAGCUCUCUUAAACUUUUGGUUUAUUUUGUCAUCCACAGAUCAGCUAAUUUUGCCGGUAUUUUUGUCUCUGGUUUCUUCAACUCGUUUCUGCUUUCAGGGGAAAAAAAUGGAUUCAAAGGGGAAAGAAAUGGAUUUAAAGAGCAAUGCUGGUAAUGUGAGUGUUGCUGCAGUAGUUGAGAAUUCUUCUGAUAAGCCUGCUGAAGAAUCUAGUGGCACCCAGAAGGAUUCUCCUUCAAAUGUGACGGAUUUGGGUUCGGGCUCGGGCUCGGGUUCAAAGAGCAAUGAAGGUGGUGAUGUAAGUGGUGUUACAGUAGUUGAGAAUUCUUCUGAUAAGCCUGCUGAAGAAUCUGAUGGCACCCAGAAGGGUUCUCCUUUGAAUGUGAUGGGUUCGGGCUUGGAUUCGGGUUCGGGUUCAAAGAGCAAUGAAGGUGGUGGUGUAAGUGGUGUUACAGUGACUGAGAAUUCUUCUGGUAAGCCUGCUGAAGAAUCUAAUGGCACCCAGAAGAGUUCUCCCUCGAAUGUGACGGGUUCGGGCUUGGGUUUGGGUUUGGGUUCAAAGAGCAAUGAAGGUGGUGGUGUUACAAUGACUGAGAAUUCUUCUGGUAAGCCUGCUGAAGAAACUAGUGGCACCCAGAAGGGUUCUCCUUCGAAUGUGACGGGUUCGGGCUCGGGUUUGGGUUUGGGUUUGGGUUCAAAGAGCAAUGAAGGUGGUGGUGUUACAGUGACUGAGAAUUCUUCUGGUAAGCCUGCUGAAGAAACUAGUGGCAUCCAGAAGGGUUCUCCUUCGAAUGUGACGGGUACGGGCUCGGGUUCGGGUUUGGGUUCAAAGAGCAAUGAAGGUGGUGGUGUUACAUUUGUUGAGAAUUCUUCUGGUAAGCCUGCUGAAGAAUCUAAUGGCAACAACCAGAAACGCUCACUUUCGAGUGCAAAUAAUUUGGGGAAUUCGAGUGCAAAGAAUUUGGGGAAUUCGAGUGCAAAAAAUAUGGGGAAUUUGAGUGCAAAGAAUUUGGGGAAUAUGAGUGCAAAAAACAUGAUGUUUAGGGCUGAUAUGAUUGAUUUCAAGAAUUUGGACAUCCAAUUGGAUAAAAGUAUGAGCAAGACUAUGGCACGAGAACGUAAUGCUAAUGCUAAUGCUAAUGCUAAUGCUAAUGCUAAUGCUAAAGCUAAUGCUAAUGCUAAUGCUAAUGCUAAUGCUAAUGGUAAUGGUAAUGGUAAUGGUAAUGGUAAUGGUAAUGCUAAUUCUAUUGCUAAUGCUAAUGCAUUUGAAGAGUGGGAAAUCGAUUUGGAAAAACUCGAUUUGAAGAGUACUAUUGACCGUGGCGCUUUUGGUACCGUCUACAAGGGUGUUUAUGAUGGAAAGGAGGUUGCAGUGAAAGUUUUGAAUUGGGAAGGUAUGGCCCCAUCUGAAGCUUAUGCUGUUCGGGAUUCAUUUGAGAAAGAAGUUGCUGUUUGGCAUAAACUUGACCAUCCUAAUAUUACACAGUUCAUUGGAGCUUCAAUGGGAGCCUCGAAUCUUACAUUUCCUACUCACAGUACUAGUGGUGAAUUGUACAAAUCUCUUUCUUCUCGUACAUGUUGUGUUGUUCUCGAGUAUCUUCCCGGGGGACACCUUAAAAACUACUUAGUUAAAAAUUAUCGAAAAAAACUUGGAAUCAAAGUUGUCAUGCAACUCGUCUUGGACCUUGCUAGAGGGUUAAGUUACCUUCAUUCCAAAAAGAUUGUACAUCGUGAUGUUAAAACUGAAAAUGUGCUACUAGAUUCUCAUUCGAGAUUGAAGAUUGCGGACUUUGGUGUUGCCCGAGUUGAAGCACAAAACCCGUCAGAUAUGACCGGAGAAACGGGUACUAUUAGUUACAUGGCACCGGAGGUCAUUCAGAACAAGCCGUACACCAAGAAGUGUGACGUAUAUAGUUUUGCAAUAUGCUUGUGGGAAACUUAUUGUUGUGAUAUGCCUUACCCUAAUAUGAGCUUUGUUGAGAUAUCUUAUGGAGUGGUUCAUCUGGGCUUGCGUCCAGAAAUGCCGAGAUGUUGUCCACCUGCAUUAGCGAGCAUCAUGCGCAAAUGUUGGGAUGGUAACCCAAAGAAACGCCCCGAGAUGGAAGAGGUAGUGAGGUUGUUGGAAGCAAUUGAUACGAGUAAAGGCGGUGGGAUGGUACGGAUGUUCGAUGAUCACGCUAGUCAAAGUUGUUUCUGUUUUGGCCGUGGCUCGUAAUUCUUAAUUUUGGUUCGAUCUGUACAUGGUAAAGAUAUUUUCUUGGUACGUGGAUGUUUAUUUAUAGGAUUUCUUGUGUAUUUUUAUAGGAUUUCGAUCUUUUGCUAAAUACACACUUUUUGUUGUUGAGUGAAAUGGAUAGAGAUUUUCAAAUGUAAAUACAAAGGGUAUUGUGGUAUUUCACCAUAAGGACGGCAUUUAAUUUGUAAGAAUAAUUAUUUGAGAAAUAUUAUAAUGUGUUGGGGUUGAUUGUACAAA
Spinacia oleracea (spinach) is the source of this 2703-nucleotide messenger RNA. RefSeq lists its product as uncharacterized. The transcript is spliced from 7 exons. The coding region runs from base 340 to 2445 and encodes 701 amino acids. Lineage: Eukaryota; Viridiplantae; Streptophyta; Magnoliopsida; Caryophyllales; Amaranthaceae. Gene Ontology annotation, biological process: protein phosphorylation. Gene Ontology annotation, molecular function: ATP binding; protein serine/threonine kinase activity. The record is from RefSeq and is a predicted model, not a curated record. Gene Ontology annotation, cellular component: plasma membrane.